CUGCGCGCGCGCAACUCAGUAGGAGGCAGCUUGCGCUCGCUUCGUGUCGUUGCUAAUCAGGCGUUUCGCCUAGUUGCCGGCUAACGUGCUACGACCGCGAACUAUUACUGCACCGACAAAAAUGACGAUUUUCACACCGAACUAACGUUGCGUGUAUAAAUUAUAAACACGGACAUUUAUAAACUUUUUGUUGUUAUUAUAAAAUAUUUUAACUCUUAAGCCAAAAUGGUUAGCGGCAAUAAAGAUCCAAGUGAUCUUAAAAAAGUGCCCCCAAAGAACCGUGAGAAGAAGACCAAUAACUACAUGAGAGCUAAUUGGUUUUCCAAGACAUGGUUCGUCUGGAUGAUGCCCACUUUCUGGCGGGGCUACAAGCGGGACCUCUACGACUCGGACCUUACGAAACCCAAAGAGAGCCACCUCUCCGACAAACUUGGUGAUCGGCUGGAAAAAAAAUGGCUGGAAGAAAUUGCACUGGCGAGCAAGCAGGGCCGUAAACCAUCUUUACUUCGCGCAAUGACCAAGGCUUUCUGGAUGAGUUACGCUCCCUCUGGCAUCAUGUUCCUGAUACAAGCACUCGUACUCAAGCCCUUCCAACCGGUAGCGUUGAGCUUGAUGCUUACAUACUGGGAGCCGGGCUCGACCAUGUCCUAUGAGCAAGCAGUGUACUGCGCCACAGCUGUGAUCAUGAUGUCUCUGGUCAUCGCCUUCCUCAACCAUCACGGCACAUACUCCACUCAACAGUUCGGCAUGAAAGUUCGCAUCGCCGCCUGCUCACUUAUUUAUAGAAAGGUAAUGCGGAUGAGUUCCGGUGCGCUAGCGCAGACUACAGCAGGACAGGUCGUCAAUCUCCUCUCAAACGACGUGAACCGCUUCGACUAUGCCUUCAUCUACACACACUUCAUCUGGAUCCUGCCACUCCAAGUGGUCGUGGUGUGCUACCUCAUAUACUUGAAGAUCGGCUACGCAGCCAUCGUAGGAGUCAUCGGCAUUGUGUUGCAGACCAUACCGGUACAGUCUUAUAUGAGUAAAUUGGCGGCAAGGUUGCGAAUGAAGACCGCGUGCAAAACUGAUGAGCGCGUGCGAAUUAUGGACGAAAUUAUUAGUGGCAUGCAGGUGAUAAAGAUGUACGCCUGGGAGAAACCUUUUGAGCAGGUAGUGGCUUUGGCUCGCAAGAACGAAAUCAAGUGCAUUACGUCAGCGUCCUACCUCCGAGGAGUGUACCUCAGCUUCAUGGUGUUCACGGAGAGACUCACCCUGUACAUCACACUGCUCUCCUACUCGCUGUUCGGUUUCCAAGUUACCGCAGAUAUUGCGUUCCCGUUGGCACAAAUGUUCAACAUACUCCAGCUGACACUGGCAGUGCAAAUGCCGACAUGCCUGUCUAUGGUCAUGGAGGGUUAUACCUCUAUACUUCGUAUCGAGGCAUUGUUAAGCUUGGAUGAGCGGGAGGACCUUCGCAGUGUCCCGGACGUAGACAUCGCUAAAUUAGUACAAAUGGUAGAUAACAAGAAGAAAAACCAUAAUCUUAGCGAAGUAGAUCUACGACCUAACACUUUCAAGAAAAUCGACGAAGAAGGCAUCUAUAAUCCAGGUUUCGAGUGCAGUGAAAAAGGUUUGAUGAACUCGACUCUGUGUCCAAUGCCGGUGAGCCCAGACGUUGGAAUAAUGAUCCAGAACGUGAGUGCCAGCUGGACUGACGACGGCCCCGCCACUCUGAACCAGCUCAACAUUACGGUACCCAAAGGAAAGCUCUGUGCCAUCAUUGGCUCUGUAGGAUCUGGUAAGAGUUCAGUUCUUCAAUUGCUGCUGAACGAACUUCGAUCAACUAAUGGAAAGAUCUACCUCUGUGGGCCCCUAUCCUACGCAAGCCAGGAGCCCUGGCUAUUCGUAGCCACCGUCCGACAGAACAUUCUGUUUGGUCUCCCGUACAACUCCAAGAAGUAUAAAGAAGUGGUAAGGGUCUGCGCUCUCCAGAAAGAUUUCCAACAGUUUCCUCAUGGUGACCAGACGCUCGUGGGAGAAAGAGGAGCCUCCUUAUCUGGUGGUCAAAGAGCACGCAUCAACCUGGCCAGAGCAGUUUAUAGACAAGCGGAUGUGUACCUGCUGGAUGACCCGCUGUCGGCAGUGGACGCGCACGUGGGCCGGCAGCUGUUCGACGAGUGCAUCAGCGGGUACCUGCGGCACUCCACGCGCGUGCUCGUCACGCACCAGCUGCACUACCUCAAGGCCGCCGAUUACAUCGUCAUCAUGAACAACGGCUCUGUGGAAGCUAAAGGAACAUACGAUGAAUUGGUAAACACAGGCAAAGACUUCGCCAAAUUGCUUUCAUCUAGUCACGAUGAAAAUGAAGAUCUUAAGGAUGUAGAAAAACCACCGCCGAUGUCUAGACGAACGUCUGCGAGAUUAUCAACCACACGACGACCAUCGCUGUGUGAAUCGACAGGAGGAUGUGAAGUGGCGCAGGAGAUGGAGGAGGAGGAACGAGAGUCAGGGUCGAUGGGCUGGCGGGUGUAUGGCGCAUACCUGCGGGCUGGAGGACGCGCCCCACCACUCAUCUUUAUGAUAGUACUGCUCGUCGUGGGACAGCUGUCCGCCACGCUCUGCGACUACUGGGUCACAUUCUGGACAAACGAAGUCACCACGCUAAAGGAAGCUGCUAAUAACAGAACCACGAAGGACUACCAUGUAGACCGGUCGCCUCCACUUGAUAAUGGCACCUUCAAUUUAUCCAGUUACUUCUCCGGUGUUAAUAUCAGUCCAGACUUAGACAUCAACGCAUAUAUAGGACCUCUGGAUACUGCUCAGUAUUUGUACGUGUACUCCGCACUAAUUGUUUGCUGCAUAUUCUUCAUCACGGCGCGUGCAUUCAUGUUCUUCAAGGUGUGCAUGACAGCGUCGCGCAACCUCCACAACGAUAUGUUCCAUUCUAUGCUCAGAGGGGUCAUGAGGUUCUUCGAUACCAACUCCUCUGGCCGAAUCCUAAAUAGGUUCUCCAAAGACAUCGGAGCACUCGACGAAUUACUACCACGUUUCCUUCUUGAAUGUAUCCAGAUUUACCUGGUAAUGUUCAGUAUUCUGGCCCUCAAUGCAGCUGCGCUUAUCUGGACACUACUGCCUACCACUAUCAUUCUUCUGUUAUUCUACACUAUCCUUCAAAUCUAUUUGAAGUCAGCACAGGGUAUCAAGAGAUUGGAAGGCACAACUCGCAGUCCCGUAUUCUCCCACAUGUCUGCUACCCUCAAUGGCAUUAGCACAAUUCGAUCAGCAGGAGCGGAACAAAGAUUGAUUAAAGAAUUCGAUAGAUUCCAGGACAUCCACACUUCAACAUGGAGCAGCUACCUGGCAAGUGGCGUCACGCUUGGCUUCUGGCUGGACUUUAUCUGCGUCAUAUACCUCACCAUAGUCAUCGUCGCCUUCCUCGUCAUCGACAGCAAAACAAUAUUCUCUGGCAACGUGGGUCUAGCGAUAUCGCAGACGUUGAUCCUAACCGGAAUGCUUCAAUUCGGAGUGAGGCAGACCGCAGAGGUCAUCUCACAGAUGACCAGUGUAGAGCGAAUAUUGCAGUACACGCACAUCGAACGAGAACCCAAGUGGGACAAAGGAGAAAAAGAAACGCCAAAGGGAUGGCCUUCGCGUGGCCGAAUUCAAUUCAAAGGCUGUUACAUGAAAUAUACCCCCGAAGACUUGCCAGUGCUUAAGAAUCUCAAUUUAGUCAUAGAAAGUGGAUGGAAGGUGGGCAUCGUAGGUAGGACUGGUGCCGGCAAAUCAUCACUGAUCUCUUCUCUGUUCCGCCUCGCCAUCGUCGAAGGAGAAGUCCUCAUUGAUGACGUUGACACCGCAUACUUGGCUCUACAGGAGCUGCGGUCGAAGAUAUCCAUCAUACCUCAGGAACCGGUGCUGUUCUCGGCAACAGUCCGGUACAACUUGGAUCCGUUCAACAACUACGAUGACGACCAACUUUGGCAGGCGUUAGAAGCUGUGGAUUUGAAAGCUGCAGUACCGUCACUGGAUUUCAAGGUGUCGGAGGGAGGGUCGAAUUUCUCACUGGGACAACGGCAGCUAGUAUGUCUCGCCCGCGCCAUCUUGCGCGCCAACCGCAUCCUCGUACUCGACGAGGCAACAGCCAACGUCGACCCCAAGACGGAUGAAUUUAUCCAAAGAACAAUCAGGACGCGAUUCGCGGACUGCACCGUGCUGACGGUGGCUCAUCGACUGAACACCAUCAUGGACUCGGACCGAGUCAUGGUGAUGGACUCCGGGCGACUAGUCGAGUUCGACCAUCCUUACCUCCUGCUUAACAACCCUGAGGGACACUUCACCAAAAUGGUCAAAGAAACCAGUGAAAAAAUGUCGGCACAACUAUACCAGAUAGCAAAGGACACAUACAUUAGUAAUGGUGGAGUUAUAUAACAGUGCCCUUCUCAAUAAGUUGUCUAAGUUAUUUGAUUAAGUAACUAGUUUUAAUUGCCAUCUUGUUGGAAUAGUGUUUUAGAAAAUAAUUUUAAAACAGUAACUAUAGUAUUGCCGUGAUGGACAAUAAGUGAAAGAUCACACCUCUAUUUUACCGCCUCCGUUGAAAUGUGUCGUGAAAUCUCGUCGGAAUAGUAGUAUUAUUUAAACAUUUUUCGUAAUGAUACACAAUGUUCAAUAAAGUUCAUAGAAUCAAAUUAAUUAGUAAGUUGACAUAGGGCAAGUGACCCGGUUGUGGCCAUCGACCCCUUUGUGGCCACUUGAGCCUUCAAAUAUUUAUAACUAAGGCAUAGACAAAUAAAUUACUCUGUGAUUUACAGUAUUUAAAAUAUUGAAUAUUGGAGACACUGAUACCGUUGGCAGCUUUGAUGUGUCAAACUUCACUUCGAUGCAACAAGUCAUUAUUUUUAGUUGAGGGUGAAAUUGUUAAGAUCUUAACAAAAAGGCUAAGGCGAGCGGGUGAGGAUUUGGUUUUUAUUUUUUUAAUCUUUGCUUAUUGUUUGGAUGUUUAUGUUAAUACUACAUGAAGAAUAUAUUAUCUAAGUGGAACUAAAGUUAUUUUGUCGCCAUAUGUUUCUGAAGUGGGAUAAUUAGAAGGUGGCCACUAAUGGAGACAAAAUUAUGAAUUUCUCCAUCUUUGGCCACACGGCUGGCCAAAACUUUUGUACAUAAACGCCCCACUUCUAGUCAUUUAUCGUAAUUUAUUUAUUAUUUUUCCUUGGCUUUACAUAUCAACAAAUACAUAUUUUUCAUUUUCAGAGAUGCAAUAAAUUGCCUUCACACAAAUGGAGGUCGGUUUACUUUGCAGCUUUUACCAACGUCAUAAAUGUUGAUCUCUUUAUUUGUAAGUUAAAUUCAAGUGAAGUAAUAAUAUUUCAUAUUUUCCAGACUAAAUGAAAACCAUUGUUUCUAAAAUGUCAAAUUUAAUUAAUAAAUUUUUAUUACUUUUAUUGUAUUUUUUGAUGGCCAGAACUGGCACACGACCGUGGCCAGAAAUGGCACGAAUCUGGCCAAAAAUGGCACAAACUCCCUUUUUAUUUUCUUUGUUAUACAGUUAUUUUUCUAUUGGACGUUCUUUAAAAAAAGGGUUUUCUUAGGCAAGAUUAAUACAUGUUUAAUGACUUUUUACAAGAAAUAUGUUUGUGAUAACAAAAACUAUAAGUUAAGAAAGCCUCAAAGUCGACAAAAUUCUUAAAGUGGCCACAACCGGGUCACUUACGAUACCUAUAGAUUUAAUAUAUCCUUACCAGAUGGUAUAAACAUGUCUAAUUAGAAACGAUUGAGAUUCUUUUCAGUUAGCAUUUAAAAAAUGUAGUGUAAUUAGUUUGGAACCUCGUAAAAUUCACAGCUCACUUCAAUCCAGUGAUGUACCUACCUUUAUGUAUGUAGAAGGAUAAUAAUUACACAUUUUUAAAUUAGAACGAUACCUACAUUCCUAUUGUCAACUUAUGGUAGGUAAAUACAUGUACUAAAUAGAAUUCUAAAAAUAUGUUGUCCAAGAGUUUGAGUUUAGUAUUAAGUACAGUGCUGGAAAAAACUGUGUUAUUUAUUUUACUAUGAAACUGUAUAAUAACAAUGACUUUCUUAUAAACAUGAAAAAUGCCAUAGAGGUUACCCUCGAAAAAUAAAAUGUAAGGUUCAUAAAA
Spodoptera frugiperda (fall armyworm) is the source of this 6116-nucleotide messenger RNA. It is a transcript of the gene Cftr, whose product is annotated as ATP-binding cassette sub-family C member 4. The record is from RefSeq and is a predicted model, not a curated record. The transcript has 25 exons. Bases 226 to 4410 code for a protein of 1394 amino acids. Lineage: Eukaryota; Metazoa; Arthropoda; Insecta; Lepidoptera; Noctuidae. Gene Ontology annotation, molecular function: ABC-type transporter activity; ATP hydrolysis activity; ATP binding. Gene Ontology annotation, biological process: transmembrane transport. Gene Ontology annotation, cellular component: membrane.